CCUUCUUAGCUAGACCUAAUACUUUUGGAAAGGACUCGUUGUGUUGACUCUGUUAAUUGAUCCAUAUUUUUGGAACUAGUUUACUUUUUCUUUAUUUCUAUACAACUCGAAAAGGCUAAUCUGUCUUGCAAAUCUUUUGGGGUUUGUUAAUACUGUGCUCAUAGGGGAGAAAAGGCUUGAGGGGAAAGAUGAUUCUGUCUUUGUCCAACGAAAAGCUUUCUUUGGAUUUUAAUCAAUUGGAUAUGCCUAAAUCUACUUUUAGUGUAAUGCCUAAUUGUCAACAAACUGUAAUGAAGAAACACCAGUGUCAUUGUAUCUUGUAUGACCUCUAUGUAGCUUUUGUGAUAUUUUGCCAAACUAUACAUUUAGCACUUGACCCACAGCGAACGUGUCAUUCUGUCAGUGGUUUAGCAUAAUUGAAACUGACUCUUGCUGCCUGAUUUUACAGAAUGGGAGGUCGACAGCAGUUCGGGCUAUUAUUACCGUCAGACAAUGGUUUCUAUUAUGAUCCAAAGUCAGGGUUCUACUAUUCUGAUGCCAUAGGCAAGUGGGUGACUCAAGAAGAGGCAUAUGCCUCACCUCACUUUUCUUCUAAUUCUGGGCAUAACGGACCCACUGUUAAAAAACCAACGUCAGCUUCACAAUCCAAAUCAGUUGAAGAUAAAUGCGCAAGUAAGUCUCAAAGUGGACCUGCACCUGGACCAGUACUGUCAACUGCUGUGAACCCGAUGAGAUCUACGAAAGCAGCCCCUUCCUCUCUUGCUGUGGGAAAGAGAAAGAGAGCUCCAGAUGCAAAAUCCAAGGUUAUGUCCAAAGAAGAAAAAGCAGCUCUCAAGGCAAGAGAGGCUGCCAGGAAAAGAGUAGAAGAGAGGGAAAAACCCCUGCUUGGGCUGUACAGCAAGCCUUACUGACCAUGGAGAAUACUCUGAGCCGCUGGAUUUUGAUGGUUAUAAUUGUCGCAUUAGAGUUCAGCUGGAAUCUUCUUAGAUAGCUAGAACCUACCCCUUCACCUAUAAAAUUACAAUUACAAGUGAGCAUAUACAACUUUUGACAAGGUAGAGCACUAUGAUUCAUGGUUGAAGUUGUGACCUUUAUCCACCCGAGGAUGUGUCGUUUCUUCCUUUUAACUUGGGUUGUAAUCGGUGAGGAUGUUUUAGGGUGAGGAACGCCUUGUUAAAAGAACUGGUGAAUUAGACAGAGUUUCGUGAUGCACGUGCUUGGUUCAAGGCGAAAUAAAUUGUGGCAAGGUAAUUUUGUUUUUGGAA
This is a messenger RNA of Neltuma alba, 1265 nucleotides long. Its product is annotated as zinc finger protein ZOP1-like. Gene Ontology annotation, biological process: mRNA splicing, via spliceosome. Lineage: Eukaryota; Viridiplantae; Streptophyta; Magnoliopsida; Fabales; Fabaceae. The record is from RefSeq and is a predicted model, not a curated record. Bases 450 to 911 code for a protein of 153 amino acids. Gene Ontology annotation, cellular component: precatalytic spliceosome. The transcript is spliced from 2 exons. Gene Ontology annotation, molecular function: RNA binding.